AGCUUGCGAAUAGCGGAAUGACUUAUUGUUUGUUGGAGAGACGAGAGCAAAAUUAAUGAGAUUUGCAUUUUACAAAAUUACCAUCAGAUGGUGGCUCUGAUUGGCGUCUCAACAUGAUUAAAAAAUUGUUAGAAUUUUGGGAGAUUGCUGACUUUUAUGGAGACAGAUAUCAACCGCUAAAUUUCCUGGUGGUAGCACAUGAACCACGAAAAACGAAAAAAUCGAUUUCAGAAUUUUCCUGGAGCCCUAGAAAAAUCGCAAAAGGGCCGCCCUGAAUGCCAUACCUCGUACUCCGCGGCAAUCCCUUACUACAGACACGUUCCCCACGUAUUUCCUGCGCCACCGCCACAAAAUUUUGCCCGUUGCAUCGUACAUCGUACCUCCAUAAGCGCCAGUAAUCUGUCCUAUGAGCUCUGACGAGUGGUUGUAAACAUCUCGAUGUUAUACGACGGAAAGAACAAUUUCUAAGUUAAUUCUGAGUGACUAAAAACAUCUACAACAUGGCUACUCGCAGUAUGGCGGACUGGACGUGCGAUUAUUUCAUGGAGAAUCAAGAGUUGUGCAAGAGUUUGCUAGAAAAUAUUCACGAGUUGAAGGAAAUUCCUUCGCUGAAUUCACCUUUUCUUCAUGAUAUUAAGGAUGGACACCUGGUGAGAUUCCGGGGAAUGAUUCAAAACAUUUACAAUCCAGAAUUUUACCUCCAAACGUUUGAGGUUAGGGACAACAACACUGGAGAGAUCAGUGUCCGGAGUGGAAUGUACAGAGAUGCUGCUGUUUGUCAGACGCACGAGGAAAUUAUCCAGGACUCUGACAACAAGAGGAUCACAGACAGACAGACGUUGAGUGUCAUAUCGACCCCAGGUCUCAACGAAUGGGCCACAGAAAAAUUCUCCAAAAAUUAUUCCCCAACUGGGGAACAAUCUUCUCGUCCUUCCGUCAAACGUUCCCUCGAUCACGACGAGGACGAGCCAAUGGACACAUCUGAGCCAGCGCAAAAGAAAGAGAGAUCCGAAUCGAAUGUUAAUCGAGUUGACGCCAAAUUUUCUUUACCGGAGAAUCUACAGAAUUUUCCAAUUCCCAUAGAAAAUGGCAAAACUUGUGUUGUUAACGUUUACAGUGACGUUACCUUAAGGGUGAACCAAGUAGUGGAUGUCGUUGGCUUCGUAUCAAUCACUCCACUACUUAACGAAGUCGAUGGACGAGUUGAAGGCUCUGACGGUGAUGGUGGACCCGAUUCUUCGCCCUCAUUGUUAAUUCCUCGGUUGCAUGCCGUCGCGAUUACGGAGUCAUACGAAGAUUUACCUGUGGAGCCUUCACUUCGACAACUACCCAGGGUUGAGGCUAUCAGAAGUGAUCUCCACAAGGUGUUCAGUAAGGUUCUCUUCGAUGAUGAUUUGGCAGCUGAUUUUCUCAUUGCUCAUUUGCUAUCAAAAAUAUACAUAAGAAGAAAUGACUUAUCUUUAGGAAAUUUUCCCAUCAACAUAACAGAUUUUUCGGUUAAUAAAUUCCCCACCUUCCCCAGAACUAUUUAUAACUUGAUCUCGCAAAUCGUCUCCAAGAGUCACUAUUUUCUAUGCACCCUGGAGAACUUAAAUAAGGGGGGCCUAAUCCCCAGAAAGGACUAUGAGACCGGUCGAUUGGUAAGUGGUACCCUCCAACUCAGCCCCAACACUCAUCUUGUAAUCGACGAAACCAAACUAACAGCUGGAAAGCUCUUCCAAGAAGGAAGAAAGAGCUACAAAGCAAUCGACAGUCUAUUGACUUUUCAACGAGUCAGUUAUGAUUUCAAAUUCUAUUCGUUGGAAUACGAAACGGACAUUCCUGUACUGAUACUAUCAGAACACAAAUCCUUCCUCCCCUGCAUGAUUCAAGUACCUCUGCACAUCACUCCAGACGGUGAGAAUCAAUAUUCUGAAGGGCUCCAAGUCCUGGAGGACUUCCUAAAUAAUGAGGAACGAUUAAAUGAUGCACGCAAUUAUUUCAAGCUUUUGCAAGCUAUGGACUUCCAAAUCAGCGCCGACAUUGCCGAUAGGGUUCAAGCGGAUUUCGUUAAGUUGCGAAAAUUAGACGGCAGAAUAAACGCAGACAAUCUCCACGCGUUGAUGGUGUUCGCCAGACUGAUGGCUCUGUCUCACGGAGAAAAUUCAUUAAGCGUUGAUCGCUGGAAUGACAGUUUCGCGAAGGAGUGCGAACGUUUCGAGAGAUCGCGCAGUCGGCCACAUUAAAAAAAAUCCCCCUCCGGAAAAUGCAUUUCUCAAUUUCAUGUUCAUUAAAAUGUUUUUUUGUACAAAAAAAAUGCAUUCGUUCUACUUAUCUACGUUAAAAUGUAUUCCAUUCACGAGGUAUUGUAUUAUCUGUCGAGUAACUGCUCAACAUCAGUUCUCACAGAUGAGAAAUGAAGUUAGCACCACUUCUUCUACUGAUCUUGUACCUGAAGAAUUAUUUCCAGUUGAAAAUGACGUUCAGGAGAAUUAUUGAUUCAUUAAUUUAAACUGGGAAUGAAUAUAGACAGAAGUAUUAUAGUACAUAAGUCUGGAAUAAAGUUUUUUGCAUUUCA
Messenger RNA from Diachasmimorpha longicaudata, 2557 nucleotides. Its product is annotated as mini-chromosome maintenance complex-binding protein. Gene Ontology annotation, molecular function: chromatin binding. NCBI's taxonomy places the organism in Eukaryota, Metazoa, Arthropoda, Insecta, Hymenoptera, Braconidae. The record is from RefSeq and is a predicted model, not a curated record. The coding region runs from base 501 to 2225 and encodes 574 amino acids. The transcript is spliced from 7 exons. Gene Ontology annotation, biological process: DNA-templated DNA replication.